UAGCACAGUUUUCCGGAGAGGCUCUUUGCUUCUGCUUUAAACAUCUGGAGAGAGAACAAAGAGUGCUUGUGGGGUCUUUUGUUGCUUCUGAAAGUUGGAGCAGGGAAGAAUUACGUUCCUAGAAAUACCCAGAAUCCCAGAAAAAUCCGAGUGGAAUCAUUAAGUGUUAAACUUUAUCUUCUUUAUAAACGAAAGUGCUUUCAUUUUAUCUCUGGCUGCUCUCCUGGUAAUGGGUGUUACGUAAUAUUUACUCUCUCCUUGGGAGUUAAAUCCUUUUUCCGAUUUGUCAGUAAUAUUUGCAUAUGUAUUUCUUAGCUGCAUUGACAUGCCAGAUGCACAGUGGUAGCUGUCUCCGCCUGCUAAUCCUGUAAUAACAUUCUGGUGACCAAAUUCAAUGGCCCUGCGCGGAGCCUCGGAACAGCUGAUUGCUGAGUAGGGAGGAAAAAAAAAUAACCCAGCGAAUCUGGUUGCAGCUCUCUGCUGCAUCCCCAUCCCACAAUCCCUUGCACCAUUUGCUGCAGUCUUUCUACACAGGCUGAGUGAGAAAAGGAUGUGCUAAAUAAAGAUUGAUUGGUUUGAAUCCUGAGGGGGUCUCCCACUUGUAAAUGACCCAGGGAGAAAAAAAAAAUUCAUGACGACUUUACUGGGCCUCCUCUUAUUCUUCCAUUUUUCUUUCCACCUGUCCUCUUCAUGGAAUGGAGUGUCAUUCCUUAGAGCACAAAAUCUCUUGUGCCUCUAAUAAUGAUUGUGCUGUGAUAGGGUUUCCUUAACAGUUUCAUGAGUGAGGCUUGAAAUAUUAACAGAUGAUGGUUUGUUCGUUUGGAUUACUGCGGAACUGCAGCUCCGUCCCUGCAAGGAUUUUAUCCUCAGCACUGCACUGAUUAAGCUAUUUUUCUACAAAGAUGGCAGCGUGCAGGGUAGAAGGGAACAGGACCCAUAUGUCAGUGGUCUAGGAUGGCCAGUGAAGGCUCCAACAUCCCAAGUCCUGUGGUCCGUCAGAUUGACAAGCAGUUUCUGAUUUGCAGCAUAUGCCUGGACCGUUACAAGAACCCCAAAGUGCUUCCCUGCCUGCACACUUUCUGUGAGAGGUGUUUACAGAAUUACAUUCCAGCCCAUAGCUUAACCCUUUCUUGCCCUGUGUGUCGCCAGACCUCCAUUCUGCCAGAGAAGGGGGUUUCUGCACUCCAGAACAACUUCUUUAUUACCAACCUGAUGGAUGUCCUGCAGCGAACGCCGGACAACAGCAUUGAGGAGUCCUCCAUCUUGGAGACUGUCACUGCUGUUGCUGCAGGCAAACCGCUCUCCUGCCCCAAUCAUGAUGGAAAUGUGAUGGAGUUUUACUGCCAGUCCUGUGAGACAGCCAUGUGCCGGGAGUGCACAGAGGGAGAACACGCAGAGCAUCCCACGGUACCACUCAAGGAUGUGGUGGAGCAACACAAGGCUUCCCUCCAAGUCCAAUUGGAUGCUGUCAACAAAAGGCUUCCGGAGAUUGACUCAGCACUUCAUUUUAUAUCUGAAAUCAUACACCAGUUAACCAACCAAAAGGCUAGCAUCGUAGAUGACAUUCAUUCCACUUUUGAUGAACUCCAGAAGACUUUAAAUGUGCGAAAGAGCGUGCUGCUCAUGGAACUGGAAGUGAAUUAUGGCCUUAAACACAAAGUCCUCCAGGCACAGCUGGAUACCUUAUUAGAAGGACAGGAAAGCAUUAAAAGCUGCAGCAACUUUACAGCCCAGGCCCUCAACCAUGGCACUGAAACUGAAGUGCUGCUGGUGAAGAAGCAGAUGAGUGACAAGCUGAACGAACUGGCCGAGCGGGACUUCCCGCUGCAGCCCCGUGAAAACGAUCAGUUGGACUUUAUAGUGGAGACAGAAGGCCUGAAGAAGUCCAUUCACAACCUGGGGACUAUUUUAACCACCAACGCUGUUGCCUCUGAAACAGUCGCCACCGGUGAGGGGCUGAGGCAGACAGUGAUCGGACAGCCCAUGUCUGUUACUAUCACGACCAAGGACAAGGAUGGGGAGCUCUGUAAAUCUGGGAAUGCUUACCUCACUGCUGAACUGAGCACGCCUGAUGGCAGUGUAGCAGAUGGAGAAAUACUUGACAACAAAAACGGCACUUAUGAAUUUUUGUAUACUGUUCAGAAAGAAGGGGACUUCACUUUGUCACUGAGACUUUACGAUCAACAUAUCAAGGGCAGCCCGUUCAAACUUAAAGUGGUCAGGUCAGCAGAUGUGUCUCCUACCACUGAAGGGGUUAAGAGACGUGUUAAAUCUCCAGGCAGUGGUCAUGUGAAGCAGAAAGCUGUAAAAAGACCUGCGAGCAUGUACAGCACUGGCAAAAGAAAAGAGAAUCCCAUUGAAGAUGAUCUGAUCUUCAGAAUAGGCACCAAAGGAAGAAACAAAGGGGAAUUUACAAAUCUUCAAGGUGUAGCUGCAUCUACAAAUGGAAAAAUAUUAAUAGCAGACAGUAACAACCAGUGUGUGCAGAUAUUUUCCAAUGAUGGUCAGUUCAAAAGCCGUUUUGGCAUACGAGGAAGGUCUCCUGGCCAGCUGCAGCGGCCAACAGGAGUGGCUGUGCAUCCCAGUGGUGACAUCAUUAUUGCAGACUAUGAUAACAAAUGGGUUAGCAUAUUCUCAUCAGAUGGAAAAUUUAAGGCCAAAAUUGGGUCUGGAAAGCUCAUGGGCCCUAAAGGUGUUUCAGUGGAUCGUAAUGGACACAUCAUUGUAGUGGACAAUAAAGCAUGCUGUGUCUUCAUCUUCCAGCCAAAUGGGAAAAUAGUCACCAGGUUCGGGAGCCGAGGAAAUGGUGACAAGCAGUUUGCAGGUACACUUGAUGGUCCUCAUUUUGCAGCUGUAAACAGCAACAAUGAAAUUAUCAUUACAGAUUUUCAUAACCAUUCUGUCAAGGUAUUUAACCAGGAGGGAGAAUUCAUGCUGAAGUUUGGAUCAAAUGGAGAAGGAAAUGGGCAAUUUAAUGCACCAACUGGAGUAGCAGUAGAUUCUAAUGGAAAUAUUAUCGUAGCAGAUUGGGGAAACAGCCGAAUACAGGUUUUUGAUGGAAGCGGAUCAUUUUUAUCCUACAUUAACACCUCUGCUGACCCACUUUAUGGUCCCCAAGGUCUGGCUCUUACUUCAGACGGCCACGUUGUAGUCGCAGACUCUGGAAAUCACUGCUUCAAAGUCUACCGAUACUUACAGUAGCAACGAGCUCUGGAGCUGGAUAAUCACCCACCCUUAAGAAGAGACUCGUCCUAGAGAUCCAGUGCGGGAUAUCUCCUACUUUGUGUUCGUUUUUAGUAACAAAGGGGUCUCUCACGGACUUUGUGUGAUAAUUUCCAAACUUACCUUGUUUACAUAGGACUUGCACCUCUUGUGUUUCUCACUGAACUUUUUGUUGUAAGUGUUAAUAAAAAAAACCCUCUGUAACUGAAUUCGUAAAGACAAUGUGAAAUUAAACACAAACUGCAACCUAUGAAACUGGAAUUAAUUAAUAAGGCAAAAAUGAGAAAAGUUUGGGAAAAGUCCCCAAAGCUUUUUGAUGACUGCGAAGGAUAGCUCCUGCUCAGAGCUUCCAAAUUUAAAGAAGUAUCAUUCUUACACGUUAUUUAACCCGGAGGUGAUCCUGGGAAUCUUCUAGAUCUCAUUAUCAUGGUAGGUAUUACACUUUUAACAUUCUUCAGUCUUACUGUGUAUAACAAGUAGGUCCUUUUAGUAUAAGGUUAAGUCUCACAAAAUCCGUCUAGCUCUAACCGUCAGACCUGACACAGCUCAGUGUUUAGCACUAUGAGAAUCAAUGCAAAUUCCCUACUCAUGUGGAGUUAAUGAAGGAAUGUUUCGUGCGGCCGUUUUCCACUCUUCCUUUUGCUCAAUGUGCAGGAAGGACUUUGCAGAGACCUGACAUUUCUAGAGCGCUGGAAAAACUUAAUUGUAGCGAUACAUCAGUGGGAGCGGAAUUUCUGUAUAACCACAGACCUUUUGACACCAAACUAGUUCAUUAGGAUCAGGGUUAUUACAAUGUCAAGUCAAUUAACCUCAUGUGUGCCACUCUUUCGUACGUGUUCAUUGCCAUGUUUCCUUACGGCAACUCAUUGUAUUAACCUAUAAAAUAAAAUGCAGCUUCACACAGGACAGAAAGCCAGAGAAGUACCCCUGUGGAGGACCUACAUUAUACAACCAAAGGAACUGUGGUAAACAGAGGUUGUAUAGGAAAGCCAAGGGUUACCAAAGCUAUUUGUUUUUAUGUGAGAAAAAAUAUGUUACAAAUAAAAAUGAAUUUGAACCAAUUCCUGAAGUCCUUCAUCAAAGGGAAUUUUGUUAGAGGACAAAACAAGGACUGUGAGAUUUGUUCCAAUUUGUUUGUAUGUAUGUAUGUAUGUAUGUAUGACUGAUUGACAUAAAAAUAAUAAAAAAGUAAAUGUGGGUUAUUUCAGCAAACUGGAACGUAUGUAUGACAUUUGACAAUGGCAGUAGUCCGAAAAAUUACCUUUCUUCCUCUGCCAGAUCUCUCUACUGUGUUCUUUGUUGAAGUAUUAAUUUAACUGGAAAUACUUACACGCAUGGUUCUGUUUUUAAUGUUUGGUUUAUUGGGGGUUUUUUAAGUACGAACUUGUCCUUUCUAAAGUAGCAUUGGCUUUAUUCUUAUUUCUAUAUCCAGUGGUCAAAGGUUGAAUUGCUACUGUAGCCUGAUAUAGAUGGAGUGGUGCUCCCUUUUAAGUGUUGUUUGAGGAGCUGUGAGCUUGCUGCCAAUGCCUACAAUAGCCUGGGAAGUGCUGUCUUUCUUUUCUCAUUUUUAGGGCCUUGAAACAAAAGGGCGUUGGGUGAGGAACGAGGGAGUAUUUUAAGCAUGUUUGCAAAAUGGAAAGAAAUCUUUGAUAAAAUUUAUUGUUAUAAGUAUUUGUCUUAUUUCUAAAAUGUUAAGGUGGUCGUUUCCAUGAAUUUGAGGAAGACUAAUGGUUUUUUUGUAAAGUUGCAUUUGACUUGUAAAAGUGCAGACCCCAAGGUUCUUAAAUGAGGGGUUUGUCUGGUUUUUAAUUACUGUUUCCUAAAGAUAUUUCCUCUUCUUUCCUUUGUUUAUUUUUUGCACAUAGAACCAAUUUACAAUUUCUCGUGCAAAUAUAAGUUUCCUUAUUUCAUAGGAAUAAAUAUUUCAUGCAUGAAGCUUAAGGACUGUAUAAUGAAGCUAAGAAACUGGUGGUAACAUUUAUGAAUAUUAAAACUCAAGUUUGUUAUUACUAAGAGAACAAACUAUCCUCUGCUUGAACUGAGUCUGUCCUAAAAUUCUGAAGAUGGUAUCUCAGUCAUUACAAAUAAACUGUCCUAUCAAAAUUUAACAAAGCUGUAGAUCAAAUUUCAUUCUAAGUGUCCUUAUAACACUUUCUGACACUAGAAGACCCUUAAAUGGCACAUCAGUGAAAAAAAGGCAUUUGAACUGUAUUUAAUAAUAAAGAGAUGGGGUAGCACAGAUUGAGAUAUUUUUAAAAAAAAAAUCUGCUGUGGCUAUCAGUUAAUCAUAUUUAAUUCCUGAUACGGAUUUUUAGAACACAAUUUUAGUAAGCUUGCACGUUUACCCCUCAGAAAACUUCGCCAAAUUCUCUGUUGUCAGGAACUUUGAGAAGCAUGAAAAUCAGAUCCUAACCCAUAUAUCAAAAAAGAUACUUAAGACUGUGAUAUUUCAUGUGUACACUUUCCUUCAGAAGCUUUUCAGCCCUUUGGUCCAGCACUGUUUACCAGGAUUUUAGAUAACCCUUGUGAACCCAGUGCAUCCUGAUGAAAUAGUGAAUUCUGCACAUAACCCCCCUCAAAACCCAGCUCAAAGCUAUUAGGGGCUUCGUGGACUUUUUCGUAAAAUUGAGUACUCUUUUGGAUUUUCAGACAUUAUCAGCAGAGCAGCACCUAAAGAAUUUCACUAAUUUGAAGUUACUUCUGAUAGCAAAUGCUGUCAACUUCAAUUUCAAGUUUAGUGGCAUAGGGCAUUCCCUUCCAAGAUCUGACCUUAUCUGCCUGGCACUGGGAAACUGAGAAACACAGUGGUUUUACGGUGUGCUUCAGAAGCCAACUUCGCUAAAAAGCUUGGCUUAUAAACCUUACAAAGAGCAACCAAAGCAGAAAUUCUGCAUUUAAAAGCUGUCAGACUCUUUUUCUCAUCCAAUUAAGGGAAGGUCAGAAUUGCACUACAUGAUUUGCUGAGUUGUUAGCAUUUAUUAAAGGCUUUAUAGGCAUGCUGCUGCCAGAUUUCAGGUAUAACCAAAUGUCCCCUUGACUUCCCUGGAAUGCUAAUUGACUAGCAGCACAGCAUGAAUGGUGAAAGUAUGUGCUUCAUUUAACUAAUCUUCAACUCAAAAGUAAUCUCAAAAAGUUAUUAGAUCUUGUGUCAUAUGGAGCAUUUUAGGACAAACUAGCCAACUGUAUUUUCAUUUUUUUGUGAAUAGGAAAAAAAGAUCUGUUCAGAUAAAUCCAAUAUAAACAACAGGAGAGUUUUACAUAGGCUAAACCAGCAACAUUGAAUUGAAAAAUAAAAGGAAAAUGGUUUAGGCAAGCAUUUGCCUCAUGAAGAUGGAGUGUUAUUUACUAGUAAAUGCUCAUCUGUUCUGUAAAAGCUAGAGGGCUUUUAAUUUUAUGUUAAUAUUUUUUAUAUAAGGAUCUAGUGUUGCCAUAAUGAGAACUCUAAGUGCCCAAUAUGUUGUGUUUGUUAUAAAGAAAUGACUUUCAGUUGUGGGAGACAGCUUGUUGUGAAAUCAUGAUGUAAAGUCAAACUUUUCUUCAAGAAAUGUGAGCAGUGAUUAUUUGACCUGUUUGUGGAAAGUGUACAAAAGGUAUUUGUGCUAUGGAGUGAGAAGGUUCCUAACCUUCAUUAGGAAGGUGGUUUUAUUUCUGACGAAUGUACAGCACUUCAGUUGAUGUUUGUGAGCAACACAGCCUUAACCCUGUCACUUUUCCUUUGGCUUUAUGACAUGUUCCCUAAGUUGUGUAUAGCAGCAGCCCCGAUAGAAAUCUCUACCAGUUGAUAUGCUGCAGCUUUCCAGUUCUAGAGUGUUUCCAGUUCUUUUUCUCAUGUUUUUUUAAAAGUUUUUGUACAUUCCAUCUUUGUAAGUCAAUAUAUGUUUUGUGUAAGUGUAAGCCUUGCACCCUCUCAGCACUCAUAAUGAAAUAUUAUUCUCACUUGUUUUUUUGUUGUCAAUGAUGAUGUUUUUGUUGUUUUGGUUUUUUUUAAAUCCCUAUGAGGCUAAAUACAGAUUUUUUUUUCCUUAAGGUCAAGGAUGAAAGAUGCACAUCAAAGUGUUUGUGUGAGUGUGUGUGUGCGUGUGCGUGUGUGCGUGCGUGUGUGCGGUAGUUUUAGCUUCCUGUGUGCCAUGGUAUUCAUAAUGCUUUAGCUGACAAAAAAAAAAUUUACUCUGUCUUGAAAAUGUAGGAAAACCAGAGUCAAAUGUGUACCUUUACCACGCACAAAAAUUUCAAAUAAUAAAAAUAAAGCUUGUUUCCUCUGUUA
Parus major (Great Tit) is the source of this 7486-nucleotide messenger RNA. It is a transcript of the gene TRIM2, whose product is annotated as tripartite motif containing 2. Gene Ontology annotation, molecular function: translation repressor activity; protein binding; ubiquitin protein ligase activity. The transcript has 12 exons. The record is from RefSeq and is a predicted model, not a curated record. Gene Ontology annotation, biological process: negative regulation of translation; protein polyubiquitination; proteasome-mediated ubiquitin-dependent protein catabolic process. Lineage: Eukaryota; Metazoa; Chordata; Aves; Passeriformes; Paridae. Bases 955 to 3201 code for a protein of 748 amino acids.